Molecule: messenger RNA, 816 nt
Organism: Brassica napus (rape)
Lineage: Eukaryota; Viridiplantae; Streptophyta; Magnoliopsida; Brassicales; Brassicaceae
Product: 50S ribosomal protein L35, chloroplastic
Exons: 3
Coding region: 247-693 (148 amino acids)
Biological process (GO): translation
Cellular component (GO): large ribosomal subunit; ribosome
Molecular function (GO): structural constituent of ribosome
Source: RefSeq, a predicted model, not a curated record
AAUCAAAAAUUGUCUCGAGACCUUUUAUUAGCCUUGAAGAUUAAAGUUAAAACCAUUUUUAAAUGUGCUGAUCCCGGUUUACCCAUUAAUUGCACCCUCUGAACCGUAUAAACCGGAGAAAACCGUAAUUCCUAUCCUUUCUUCUCUGGGCAAAGGCAAAAUAAGCUUAUCUUCUUCCUCCCCAUUCCCUCACAAUCAGAGUGAAUUGCAGAAAAAAAAAAGAUUGCCGAGAGAGCACAAACCCUAAUGGCAUCUCUCUCCAUGGCUUCCGUUAUCCUCAGAUUCUCUCCUCCACGCUCUUCUUCCCCAAAGUUUCCCACUCACGGGUCCGUUCAAUUCGCUCGAUUCAGCUCCUCGAGCCUCGCCUCGACUCACUGCAUAUCUGGGCUUCGUGCGGUUCUUCCUCAGAAGAUAUCCACAGUCGUUUCUCAGAACCCUCAAAGGCUUCGGUCUCUUACCGUCUUCGCUCAUAAGGGAUAUAAGAUGAAGACCCACAAGGCGUCAGCGAAACGGUUUAGAGUAACGGGGAGGGGGAAGAUAGUGAGGAGGAGAUCAGGGAAGCAGCAUUUGUUAGCUAAGAAGAACAACAAGAGGAAGCUGCGUCUUUCCAAAAUGCACGAAGUUAGCAGGAGCGACUAUGACAACGUCAUCGGGGCUCUUCCUUACCUGAAAGUCAAUCGAAAGGCGACUUAAAACAAAGCCUAGGGAUGCUCCUUUUUCUUACCUGUAUUUCUCAUUCUGUAAUCUAACUUGUGAUUAAAAAAAAAUACUUUUGUUUUGUGAUUAUUUGUUCAAUGAGUUUGGCAUUUGUGUCUU